Molecule: messenger RNA, 406 nt
Organism: Aspergillus uvarum CBS 121591
Lineage: Eukaryota; Fungi; Ascomycota; Eurotiomycetes; Eurotiales; Aspergillaceae
Exons: 1
Coding region: 118-339 (73 amino acids)
Source: RefSeq, a predicted model, not a curated record
UUUGAUCAACAUCCUCUGAUUGUAUCCUUCUGUUCAACUGCUGCUCAGCAACCGAUCAGCUCAGCAAGGGUUGAUCAAUUUAGCCCCGUGACCUCCGAAUACUUCAUCUCAGCUCCUAUGCUGUUCAGUUCAACACGAACUCUUGGAGUGGCCAGUGCAGCACCGGCUGUUCAACCCAUCCUGGUCCAAUGGCAGAGUCCAGGAGAUCAAUUCAUAGUUGAUGUGCAGACGCCUUCUUGCAACCAGGUUGCCCAGCGUUGCUUGAUCACGCCCCUUCUCUGUUGCAUUGGGCUUACCGCAUCCAAUGCACUUGCCGGAGAUAGUGGGCACCCCCGCUAACUUUGCAACUUAUUUCCACAAUAGCACUACUGCUCAGCAACCGAUCAGUUGAACACGUCGGUUGAUU